Molecule: messenger RNA, 900 nt
Organism: Plasmodium berghei ANKA
Lineage: Eukaryota; Apicomplexa; Aconoidasida; Haemosporida; Plasmodiidae
Product: biotin--protein ligase 2
Exons: 1
Coding region: 1-900 (299 amino acids)
Biological process (GO): protein modification process
Cellular component (GO): cytoplasm
Molecular function (GO): biotin--[biotin carboxyl-carrier protein] ligase activity
Source: RefSeq, a predicted model, not a curated record
AUGGAAGAAGAAAAAGUUAUGUAUGAAAAAUUUUAUUGUGCUCAUAAUACCUACAGAUAUCAUUUAGAUGAAUUAGACUCGACUCAAUUAUACUGUAAAAGGAAUAUGAAAAGAUUUAUAGAAAAUAUGAAAAUAAAAAAUUCUUGUAAUAUGAUAGCAGUUAGUUGUAAUUUACAAACAAAUGGAAUAGGAACAAAAAAUACUAAACAAAAUAUAAAUAGAUUAUGGGUAUCCGAAAAAGGCAAUUUAUUUGUAUCUUUUGCAUUUUUAUGGGAAAAAAAUAAAAUCGAAAUUCUCAAAUGUUUAUCUCAAGUUUCUACUGUUGCUAUUAGUAAAACAUUAGAACAUUAUAAUUUAAAAUGUCAAAUAAAAUGGAUAAAUGAUGUUUUAAUUAAUUAUAAAAAAAUUGCAGGUUGUCUAAUUAACGUAUAUUAUUUACACAAUGAGGCGAAACAAAUGUGUUGCCCAAAUUCUUGCUCGAUAAAAAAUGAUUAUAUAUAUGUUGUAGCAGGAAUAGGAAUAAAUAUAGACUUAAUAGAUAAAAAUAAUUUAUUAAAUAACAAUUUUACUUCUAUUAAAAACGAAAUAAAUACCAACCCUAUGGGUAAUAACAUCAUAGUACCUAGUGUAGAAGAUACAACUGAAAAAUUGAUUGAAAUUUUCCAUGAUGUAAUUAAUAAUUUUAAAAAUAACGGAUUUUCAUUAUUCUUAGAUUAUAUAACAUUACGACUUAUAUAUAAAUCAAAAAAAGUAAUAAUAGAUCAAGAUAAUAAUCAAGUUAUUGGAUAUUUAAAAGGAAUAGAAAAUGAUGGAACUAUUAUUUUGGUGGAUGAUAAUAAUAGGAUUAUUCAUGUGAAUAAUGGUCACAUGCAUCUUUAUGAUCAAAUAGAGAAUACAUAA